GCAACGUAUUUCAACUGGCCUACGGCGACAUCUUACAACAAUGGCAUUGAUAUAUUCAGCGAGUCAACAUCAACUGCAAACGGAAUUCUCGGAUCGUCGUUUAGUGUCACGAAUGAUUGGGAUAAUCAUAGCAUCAAUAACAAUAAUAAUGAUGCUGCUUUAUUGGUCAGUCAGUUCUGGGAAUGGGGGGGUCUUCAAGAUGUGCAAUCGCCCACCUCCCUUUCGUCGCCCCAAAAUUUCUCAGUUGGAUCACCCACUCAACCGCUAACCCCGCAGUCCCCGCCGCAACAACCUAGACUACCUAUAUUUGCACAAAUCAGUAAUGCAUCCUCGGUAUCCUCCUCGCUAUCAUCCUGA
This is a messenger RNA of Anisakis simplex (herring worm), 357 nucleotides long. Lineage: Eukaryota; Metazoa; Nematoda; Chromadorea; Rhabditida; Anisakidae. The record is from the annotation of a GenBank genome assembly.